Spinacia oleracea (spinach) is the source of this 1392-nucleotide messenger RNA. RefSeq lists its product as uncharacterized. Bases 1 to 1392 code for a protein of 463 amino acids. The record is from RefSeq and is a predicted model, not a curated record. The transcript is spliced from 2 exons. NCBI's taxonomy places the organism in Eukaryota, Viridiplantae, Streptophyta, Magnoliopsida, Caryophyllales, Amaranthaceae. Gene Ontology annotation, molecular function: nucleic acid binding; zinc ion binding.
AUGGGGCUCAUGAGAAGACUGAAGAAAAAAUGGAGCAUUAAAGGUGAGCUCUCAUUAACAGAUAUUGGCUGCAGGUAUUUUGUGGCCAGAUUUACAAAUUCAUCUAACUACAAUUUUGUACUGUCCCAAGGGCCAUGGAUGUUAGACGAUAAUUAUCUAACAAUCAGAAAAUGGGUACCAAACUUCGUUCCAGAUGAGGAAUCAAUCAAGGUACUCACAACAUGGGUUCGGAUCCCGAAUUUGUCAGUAGAGUAUUUUGACAUUAAUUUUCUCAAUAGAAUUGGCUCUAAAAUAGGCAAGGUCCUAAGAGUAGACAGAUCCACAGCGCAGGCUGAUCGAGGCAAGUUCACAAGGCUAAGCAUCGAAAUAGACCUCACUAAACCAUUACUCUCAAAGUUUUGGCUAAAUGGGAAAAUCUGGAAAAUUCAGUACGAAGGCAUCCGAAUGAUUUGUUUCAAAUGUGGUACCAUGGGCCACAAUGAAGAAGAAUGCUCCACGUUCAAACAGCCAGAAGCUCCCCAGGACAACCUAGUCACAAUUACCAACCAACUCAUGCACAGCUCUGUCCAGGACGAUUCCAUUCAUAAAGCUCCAGAAGAAGAGGAAGAUUUUGGAUCUUGGAUGCUUGUUAAAAAGCCAGUACGAAAACGUGUCACAAAACAAGACCGGGGAGGCCAGAACACCGGCAAAGGUAACAGUAAUGGAGCCACCGGAACCGGUAAGAGUGGUCCACACAAGGAAAGAUACGGAGAGCCUAACCAACACGCAAUUAAUGGAGUGAAUCACGGGAUCGGUUCUCGAUUUUCCUUACUUGCAAACCAACUAAAUAUGGAAGGCGAGAUUCUGGGAGAGGAAAAUACGGAAUCCAAUACCAAUAAGGAUACGGAUUCAGUUAUAGGCAGCCCAAAUAUUUUUACAGUGAAUCUAGGGGAUAAUUCUCAGAAUAAAGGAAACCAAGAAGAUUAUGGGCAAUCUUUUUCUUUAGGUAGUAAAUCUCGACCAACCGAGAAUCCUAGUACUACCAAAACUGCUUCUAAAGUCACAAACACUCACCAAGGCAAAGAGAAUUCACCAAUAAUCUUCGAAGCUACAAGGAGCCAAUACAUUAAUGCCCAUAACUGCACGGAGAAGCCACCACAAAGUGUAGGAGAACCUUCGCAGGAUGUCAUCGUCGUACAAUCACCACGAGGUGAUCAAGUUGAAAAUCCCACCAGAGAAAACCUUAUUUGCGGGUCACCCAAUGGAGAGACCGUAUUUUUACACAGUGAACCACCUGACCCACAUUCUAGAGAUCCGGAUCGACUCAUGGUUGGAACCAAUCUCGACGCCGCCGGAGUUGGUGUUCACACUCCUCCUCCCCAACGAGAUUCAGAGAUUGCUCAGGCUCAUUAG